Brenthis ino (lesser marbled fritillary) is the source of this 6849-nucleotide messenger RNA. The record is from the annotation of a GenBank genome assembly. NCBI's taxonomy places the organism in Eukaryota, Metazoa, Arthropoda, Insecta, Lepidoptera, Nymphalidae.
AUGGCCGAGCAACACAUUACACCGUCGUCGCACUCUGCACUAACGAGAGAGUCCAGCAGGUCUUCUCCUAGCAGGGUGGUGGGCGGUCGGUGGUUGCGUCAAGUACGUAAAGCAAGCCGCAGUCGUCGGAGUAGACACAACGCUACAUCACCCUCAUCACGCACCAGCCGACACUCUUCUAGUCGUGCAUUUGACACAGAACCGCGGACGCAGGUAGAACUUCGGAGAAGCUCACGUCUCGUCAACACGCUACCUCGUUCUGACUACUCCAUCUCCGAACGGUGGUCGUACGGAGCGGACGUGUAUGAGACUCGCUACGAUACUACCAAUUAUAAGCACGGAGAUACAUCCAAAUCCUCGACAAGUCAAGCCAAGCGCAGUAGGACUUCGUCGCAUGACAGAAAGAAACGUAAAAGUUUCAACACAACGAAUAACACAUCAACAGACGAUUGCGUUGCAUAUUGCACGCGCUCACGUACUGCUCUUAAAUCGACUGAGAGCGUUUGUGAGCAGAUUCCGAAUACUUUAAAAGUCACUUCUCUUACGCGAGUCUCACCUAACCAAAGCGCUACAGAAACUUCCACACAGCAAGUUCCAAUCAAUCAGACAGAGGGUGGUUUGCUUCCUCUAGACGAGAGAGAUUUUGCCUAUUCACCGUUUAGCUCCUCGACUAUCACAGAUUUAUUAGAUUCUGAUUAUUCUGUAUAUAGUCCUACAGCUAAUCGGAGAAAAGGAAAGAAAAGGAAACGUUCGACGCAUCGUUCUUUGCCACACAGAAAGAGCAACUUUUUGAUUGAUUUAGAAGAGUGCAGAAAGAAAUUUAAAAUAGACUCGCAAAAAGAUAUCCCAGAAAGUAAAAACGACUUAGUAGAAAGUCUUACUCCUGACUACGAUACUGAAAGAGCAGAAGCGUCAGCGGCACAACCGUGUACGUACCGGCUGCGUAACAGACACAAUCGCGACCUUGGACCACCCACUUCAACGGUUAUCAGCGAUAACAUAGCUAGUCCUUCGACGAGCGAAGUGGUUCAUACACCAACAGCAGCAGAGCGUAAAAGCUUCCAAGAUUAUCGCGGAAGGACCACCACUCCGCCGCCAUUUAGAGAUUUACAAGAAGCCAGCUCAUCCAAAGGCCACAGUUCUGACAGUAAACUAUUAAUAGUUCCACGCGAUCUCCCUUACUUACGUCAAACUAACGCUCGUAGGAGUAUCGCUGCUGCAACGGGUGCGACCCUGGGUGCUUGCUUGACGAGGGGGGCCAGUACUUCACAACGCCAGAGACAGGAAACUGCCUCUAAAAGACAGUCGAGCGGGGGCGAGGAGGCGGGCAGCAGCGCGGGCGGCGGGCGGCGGGCGCGGGCGCGCGACAUGCCGCAGCCGCACACGCCCUCCACCAGACGCGACAAACGAGCAGGUAAAAGCAGCCUGGGUUCGUGUGCCAGCACCGGUGGCGCGUCCAGCCGUUCCCAUCCCCAGCCUUUAACCACGGGUGCGGUGGCAUCCACGUCGUCCACACCGCCGGUGACAGCUUCGGCCGCUUCCAUGCCUGAUAACGCGUCUAACGAUGCGAAGCCUAAGGGCAAAGCGGAGGAGUGCGGUGCGGGUCUGGGCGGGAGCGGGGCGGGCGCGGGCGCGAGCGCGGUGGCCGAGGAGUCCUCUUCGGAGGAGGGUGAGGUAGGCCGCCUGCAGGCGCUGCUGGAGGCCCGCGGCCUGCCGCCCCACCUGCUGGGCGCGCUCGGUCCGCGCAUGCAGCAUCUGCUACAUAGGACUGUUACUGCUAAUUCUGCCGCAUCGAAAGCCGCCCAGCUGCUCGCGGGGCUGCAGGCGACGGGCGACGAGGGCCAGCAGCUGCAGGCCGUCAUCGAGAUGUGCCAGUUGUUGGUGAUGGGCAAUGAGGACACGCUGGCCGGCUUCCCCGUCCGCCAGGUUGUUCCCGCGCUCGUCAACCUGCUCGCUGCUGAGCAUAACUUCGAUAUGAUGAACCACGCAUGUCGUGCGCUCACCUACAUGUUGGAAGCGUUACCUCGCAGUAGUGGCGCGGUGGCGCUCGCCGUGCCCGCCUUCCUCGACAAGCUGCAGGCCAUCACCUGCAUGGACGUGGCCGAGCAGAGUCUUACAGCCCUGGACAUGCUGUCCCGUAGACACUCCAAGGCUAUAUUGCAAGCGAGAGGUGUAUCGGCUUGCUUAACUUACCUGGACUUCUUCUCUAUCAACGCCCAACGCGCAGCCCUGUCCAUUACAGCCAACUGCUGUCAGAAUCUCACUCCAGAUGAAUUCCAUCUUGUCAGGGAUUCGUUGCAGUUACUAGCCAACAGAUUAACUAUUCAAGACAAAAAGUCUGUGGAAUGUGUAUGCCUCGCCUUCUCGCGCCUCGUGGAUAGCUUCCAACAUGAUCCCGCCCGCCUGCAAGAGAUUGCUACACCUGAGCUACUUACAAAUUUGCAACAACUUCUGGUGGUACAGCCCCCGCUUAUCUCUGGCGGCACGUUCAUCACGGUGCUGCGUCUGCUGUGGGUGAUGUGCGGCGCGUGCCCGCAGCUCGCCCUCGCUCUGCACCAGCGGUCCAUUGCUGAUACGCUGCUGUGUCUGCUCACCGGAUCUACGUUGCAUCAGGAGCAAGUGGAGUUAAUUCCACGUCCCCCGCAAGAGCUGUAUGAGAUAACAUGUCUCAUAGGCGAAUUGAUGCCGCGGCUGCCGACCGACGGCAUAUUCGCCGUGGACGCGCACCUCGACCGGCCCUGGUCGGCGCCCACCGACCGCUCCGCACAGUGGCAAUGGAGAGACGACAGAGGCAUAUGGAGGUCAUACUCAUGGGCCGAAUGUCGUGCGCUAGAGGCGGGCGCGGCGGCAGGCGAGGAGGAGGUGUGCCUCAGCACGCUGGGCCGCUCCUACACCGUGGACCUGACUGCCAUGCAGCAGCUCAACGACCACACGGGCACCGCGCGCCCCGUGCAACGCGUCGCGCCCGCGCCCGGUCCCGCCGACGCCGCUGCCGCUGCCGCCAGCCAACCAGACCCUCGCAUCGCAAUGGUGCGCUGUAACCCGUCGCUGGUGCGCGCGCUGCUGGGCGUGCUGCACGAGGUGUACUGGAGUUCGGCGGGGCCGGCGCUGCGCGCGCAGGCACUCAAGGCCAUCCUGCGCGCCGUCUUCUAUGCGGAUGCUACGCUGCUUCGGCAGGUCCUGAAGACUCAGGUUAUAUCCUCCCACAUCGCGGGCAUGAUGGCCUCAAGCGACUUGCGCAUCGUGGUCGGCUCACUUCAACUAGCAGAGAUACUCAUGCAGCGACUGCCCGAAGAGAUGGGCGUCCAGUUCCGUCGCGAGGGCGUCCUGCAUCAAGUGGCGCAGCUCGCGGAGCGCGCGCCCGGGGUUUCCACUCCCAGACAGGCCAAGUUGAAGUCGCCAAUCGGCACAAGUGUGCGGACGAGUGGCGGCUCCUCACCUCCCGCGUCCACGUCUACAUCGUGCAUGGACCACCACAACUUGUCGCUCGCAUUCUCUGCGUCUGGUUCAUUCAUAGCUAGCUCUAGUGAUAGGAACUUACGGAACUUUGCACCAAUUGAUAGUGGCAGCUCAGAAGCUGGUCCAGCGACAUCAGCAUCCAGUCACCAACAGGCACCAACUACAGUUCACAGAUCCGGCAGCCCACUCCAGCUCGCAGAAAUGCUAAAGCGCAAGCGCGCAGUGAAGCGCUCGGGCGGCGCACGGCAGCAGCGCGGCCGCCGCGACGACGCGCCCGCCGCGCCCGCCCCCGCGCCUGCGCCCUCCGCCGCCGCGGUCGCUGCGCAUUCUUCAACAGUGGUAUCAGCAGCACGGUCAGGCACGCGCGCCGGUGCGUCCAAGACGUCGUCUUUCCUGUCGUCCCUCAACCCGUCCCGCUGGGGCCGCGCGCCGCACGCGCACAAGGAGGCCGCGCUGCUGGCCGCACCGCACGCCGCCAACCUUACCGUGCAGAACAAGGAGAAGGUUCGUGAAUGGGUAUCGUGGCGGGCGACUCGUCUGCAACGUGAGUGGGGCGCGCUGGGCGGCGGCGCCGGCGCGCUGGAGCAGCUGGCGGCGCUGGCGGCCGCGCUGCCCACGCGCGCGCUCGCUCAGCAACGCGCUGCGCUCACGCAUCUUCGCGACACGCUGCUCAAUCACGACGUGUCACCUUUCGAGGUGAAUCAUUCCGGAGUGCUGGGUGCGCUGCUGCAGUUUCUGACGGGCGUGGCGCAGGAGAGUGAGGUGGGUGCAGAGGCCGAGCGCGAGGAGGGCGAGAGGGACUCGCCAGACCAGCUGGCCGCGUGCGAGGACCGCCUCAGGCUCUUCCUACACGUAUUCGCAGAUAUACCACUUGUUGCUGAUGAUGCCGAGUGGAACGAGAAGGCCCUGCUACUGAGCGGCGGCGCAGGUGCACUGGCGGCGCUGGUGGGCAAGGUGAAUGCGUGCGUGUCCCACCUGGAGCAGUUCCCCGUGCGCGUGCACGACCUGCCCGCGCGCCCCGCCACCUCCGCGCUCAAGUUCUUCAACACCCAUCAGCUUAUGUGUGAUCUCAAACGUCAUCCGACUUGCACCAACUUAAAACAAUGGAAAGGCGGUGUAGUGCGGAUAGACCCCUUAGCUUUAGUCCAAGCCAUUGAACGAUAUCUAGCGACCCGAGGAUAUGCGCGGCGUGCGGGCGCUCAGUCUGACGACGAGCCCGCUUCCGACGACGACGUGGACGACACGCUCGCCACUCCCGCGCAUCAUCCCACUGAUGCCGAUCAUAAGUUAGAAUUCCUGAUUGGCGAUACGGUUCUACCAUAUAACAUGACAGUUUACCAGGCUGUUAGGCAAUUUGGUGAACAAACAGAUGCAGACACUGACACAGAGACUCCCCUAGCGAACGCGGGUAUCUGGGUGCAAACGCACACCAUCUACUACCGCGCCGUGGAGGCGGCCGAGCCACCGCGCGCCGAUGCCGCCGCCUCGCGCAAGGGCAAGGGACAGCCCACCAAGCUUUCCUCCAGACGGAAACCGGACUCGCUUUGGAAUGAGGGCAUAGUGCCGCAGCGCGCGUCGCCGCUGGUGGUGAUGCUGCGCGCGCCGCUGUGGGGCGGCGAGGCGGGCGAGGUGCGCGACGCGGCGCUGCCGGCGCUGAGCCUGCUGCGCGCGCUGCACGCGCUCAGCCGCCACUGGCACACGCUGUAUCGCGCCGCCUGCCAGCCCGACCACCGCCCGCUCGUGUCCAACGCGGAAUUCAUUAAUACUAAGCUUGCCGCCAAGGCUAAUCGACAGUUGCAAGAUCCACUGGUCAUAAUGACAGGCAAUCUUCCUCCGUGGUUGAAAAAAAUUGCUUAUGCUUGUCCAUUCGUGUUCCCGUUCGAGUGCCGCCACCUGCUGUUCUACGUGGUGUCGUUCGACCGCGACCGCGCGCUGCAGCGGCUGCUGGAGGCGGGUGGCGAGCGCGCGGCGGCCGGCGCCGACGAGCGCGUGGCGCCGCGCCUCGACCGCCGCAAGCGCACCGUGCAGCGCCACAGCGUGCUGCGCCAGGCGGAGCACGUCAUGCACGAGUUCGCACACUCCAAGGCUUUACUCGAAAUACAGUACGAGAACGAAGUAGGCACUGGACUCGGACCUACUCUAGAAUUUUACGCUCUGGUCUCUCAGGAGUUACAGCGUGCCGACCUCGAUCUGUGGCAUGGUAGCGAAAACUUUAAGCAGAAGCCAUCGUUCGGUGGGGAGAUCGUCAAGAGCCAGCCUCCCGUCGUGACAGACCGAUCGGCCGAGGCCGCCGCGAGGCUUGCCUCCUCCGUGCGCGAUACUUUGAAUCUCGACGACGAACGUUCUCCGGAACCGUCGGAUCUGGAAAAGGAAACCUCCAUACCGUCACCCACGCCCGACGCCACUUACGUGACGUGGCCGUGCGGUCUGUUCCCGCAGGCUAUCGGACGCAACGCUCGUGCGUCACAUCUCUCUAGAGUCAAGGCUAAGUUCCGAUUUCUAGGAAAGUUUAUGGCUAAAGCUGUUAUGGACUCCAGAAUGGUGGACAUACCGCUGUCGGUGAGCAUGUACCGGUGGGUGGUGAGCGAGCAGGCGUGGUUGGGGCUGAGCGACGUGCGGCACGUGGCGCCCGAGCUGUGGCGCUCGCUGUGCCGGCUGCGGCGCGUGGCCGACCGCGCGCAGGCGCUCGCCGCCGACGCGCGCCACUCGCCCGACCAGCGCACCCAGAUGAUAAAUGCACUUGAACUGGACGGAUGUCCGAUCGAGGAGUUGGGUCUAGAUUUUAUACUGCCGGGUGACGGCUGUACGGAGCUACGGCGCGGCGGCCGCGACCUCCCUGUCACCGCCCACAACCUACACGAGUACAUCGCUCUUGUUACACAUUGGUUACUCUAUGAAGGAGUAACCAAGCAAAUGGAGGCAUUUAAAGAAGGAUUUGAAUCAGUAUUUCCAUUAAAUAAUCUAAAAAUAUUUUACCCUGAAGAAUUAGAACAAGUGUUCUGUGGAAGCCCCUCAGGUGGGCGCGAUCAAAGAUGGGACCCGCGCAUGCUGGCUGAAUGCAUUCGUCCUGACCACGGCUACAAUGCAGAAUCACGUGCUAUACGCAUGCUCAUAGACAUUCUAGCCUCGUAUAAUCGAGAGGAGCAACGCCUCUUCCUGCAAUUUGUCACUGGAAGUCCACGCUUACCUACUGGAGGUUUUAAGGCAUUAAAUCCGCCGUUGACGGUCGUGCGCAAGUCGCUGGAGUCCUCCCUGGACCCCGACGAGUACUUGCCGUCGGUGAUGACGUGCGUGAACUACCUGAAGCUGCCAGACUACAGCAGCGCGGAGGUGAUGCGCGCCAAGCUGCGCCUCGCCGCCUCCGAGGGCCAACACUCCUUCCACCUGUCG